AUGACUCAACCACAACCAACAACCCGUCAGGCUUUUCGCCGAACAGACGAUCAUACUCCCGGUACCCCUAAGGUGAAGCUUGUCACUGAAGCAAUCCCUCCCCUAUCCCCCACCGGGGUCAUGAUCAAGGUCCAUGCCGUGUCUCUCAACUAUAGGGACGCCAACAUUGCAAACGGUGGCAACCCUUGGCCGGUAGUGCCACAUGGUAUCCCCUGCAAUGAUGCAGCGGGUGAGGUAGUCGCCAUUGGCGAGAGGGUGAAACAGCUGGCGAUUGGGGAUCGGGCAGCCCCAAUCGUGGACACGGAGAACAUCACCGGACGGGAAUCUACUCGGUCUUGGUUGGCGGCCGAUGAGGAUGGAGUACUGGCGGAUUACAUCGUGUUCGAUGAGCACAAGCUAUGCAAGCUGCCCACGUACCUCGACUGGGUUCAAGCGAGCCUUAUCCCUUGCGCCGGAGUGACCGCGUGGGCAGCGCUGAAGGAUAUGGAAAUUGGUCAAACCGUCUUGAUCCAAGGUCUGUACUGGCGGCGUGGCCAUGUUCGCGCUCAAGUUGGCGCGAGCUGCAGGUCUGAAGGUGAUCAUGACCUCCUCGAGCGACGCAAAGCUGCAGAAAAUGAAGGAGCAGUUCCCCAGCCCCCCGCUAUUGACUGUGAACUAUUCCAGAACCCCGAGUGGCAUGAGGAAGUUCUGAAGUUAACUGAAGGAGCUGGGGUCGACAUCGUUGUUGAAGUUGGCGGAUCCUCCACGCUGGUUAAGAGCAUGAAAUGUACACGCCGUGGCGGAAUAGUUAGCCAGGUGGGAUAUCUCAGCAAGCAGAAUACCAGUGAAUUCUCAGAGCUUCUUUCUGUUCUCAUCGACCGGAGAGUCAUCCUAAGGGGAAUCAACGCUGGGUCUAAGCAGGAUCAAGACGAUCUUUGCGCUGCGUUGUCUGCCACACAAAUCCAGUUCGAUGAUAUUAUCGACUCAGUAUACCCGUUUGAACAGGCCGAUGAGGCAAUCGAGUAUAUUUGGCAAGGUAAACAGGUUGGAAAGCUGGUGCUUCGUCUAUAG
Messenger RNA from Aspergillus nomiae NRRL 13137, 1050 nucleotides. Its product is annotated as zinc-dependent alcohol dehydrogenase family protein. Lineage: Eukaryota; Fungi; Ascomycota; Eurotiomycetes; Eurotiales; Aspergillaceae. The transcript has 3 exons. Bases 1 to 1050 code for a protein of 349 amino acids. The record is from RefSeq and is a predicted model, not a curated record. Gene Ontology annotation, molecular function: oxidoreductase activity.